CAUGGUGAACCUGCAGUGUUCGGAGGACCUUAGGAUGUUCCUGUGUGCCCUCUACGCUCCAGUCUGUAUGGAGUAUGGCCGCGUGUCCAUGCCCUGCCGAGCCCUGUGCCACCGCGCCAAGAGGGACUGCCACAAACUCAUGGAGAUGUUCGGUGUGACCUGGCCAGACGAGAUAGAGUGUAGCAGGUUCCCAGACUGUGAUGAGCCCUACCCCCGUGCUGUGGACCUGCAGACAGGCGUGGACCCCACAGACAUCUCUCCCAUGUCCAUCCAGAGGGACUACGGCUUCUGGUGCCCCCGCGAGCUCAAGAUGGAGCCUGACCUGGGCUACUCGUUCCUGGGCACGCGCGACUGCUCGGCCCCCUGCCCCAACAUGUACUUCCAGCGCCCGGAGCUCACCUUUGCCCGCUACUUCAUCGGCGUGGUGUCUAUCGUGUGUCUUUCGGCAACGCUCUUCACCUUCCUCACGUUCCUCAUCGACGUCACGAGGUUCCGCUACCCUGAGCGGCCAAUCAUCUUCUACGCCGUCUGCUACAUGAUGGUGUCACUGGUGUUCUUUCUGGGCUUCCUAUUGGAGGACAGGGUGGCGUGCAAUGCGGCGAACCCCGCCCAGUACCGGGCGGCCACCGUCACACAGGGCUCACACAACAAGGUGUGCUCUCUGUUCUUUAUGGUGCUGUAUUUCUUCACCAUGGCUGGCAGUGUGUGGUGGGUCAUCCUCACCAUCACCUGGUUCCUGGCGGCCGUUCCCAAAUGGGGCAGUGAGGCAAUCGAGAAGAAGGCCCUGCUCUUCCACACCUGCGCUUGGGGCCUGCCCGGCUGCCUCACCGUGGCCCUGCUGGCCCUCAACAAGAUUGAGGGCGAUGGUGUGAGUGGGGUGUGCUUCGUAGGCCUCUAUGACGUCACGGCGCUGCGCUGGUUCCUGCUAGCACCGCUCUGCCUCAACGUGGCGGUGGGUGUAUCUCUGUUACUGGUGGGCAUCGUGGCGCUGAACCGUGUGCGUAUGGAGAUCCCUCUGGAGAAGGAGAACCAGGACAAGCUGGUGAAGUUUAUGAUCCGUAUCGGGGUUUUCUCUGUGCUCUACCUGGUACCUCUGCUCACGGUGAUAGCCUGCUACCUGUAUGAACACAGCAACAGGGCUGUCUGGGAGACCACCUGGGUCCAGGAGCGCUGCAGAGACUACCACAUACCCUGUCCCUACCAGGUUGAGCAGACCAGUCACCCAGAUCUGACCCUGUUCCUCAUUAAGUACAUGAUGAUGCUGGUGGUGGGGAUUCCCUCGGUCUUCUGGGUGGGCAGCAAGAAGACCUGCUUCGAAUGGGCCAGCUUCCUACAAGGACGCAGACGCAAAGAUAGUGGGGUGAAUGAGAGCAGACGGGUGCUCCAGGAGCCAGACUUUGCCCAAUCUCUACUGAGAGACCCCCACACCCCCAUCAUCAGGAAAUCACGGGGAACCUCCACCCAGGGCACCUCCACCCACGCCUCUUCCACUCACCUGGCCAUUCUGGAAGAGCCUGAUGACCCUAGACACGCCCCCGACAACCGUGGACCAAUCCACUCUCUGGGCCACGCCUCCUCCACCCGCAGCAAGGCUGGCAGCGUGCACAGCAAGACCAGUUACCAUGGCAGCCUGCAUCGCUCCCGAGACGGACGCUACACCCCCUGUAGUUACAGAGGCGGCGAGGAGCAAACAAUACCCCCCCACAGCAGCAUGCCUCACCUCGACCAUCCGCUGUCCACUCAUAGCAGCCUCCACCGACUGGAAUCCCAAUCACGGCACAGUAGCCAGCGUGAUCUCGCCGUUGCCUCACCCACCCAUAUCACCCACGGGACGAGCGGUGGCUGCGUCGCUAAUGAUGACGAUGGAGCAAGCGCCUGAACGGAAUCAGGAAAUGUCAUCACCGCGGAACAGGAAGUUGUGAGUUGUUGACCCGCUCCCCACCUUUGACAGACACAUAGGUUUCUCCCGUUCAGGAGGAGGGGGUGUGAGGGGGUGUGGCCUUCAGUUUGACUGACAGAUGGAUCACUCCUGGACAGCCUUUAACUGAGGUUGCUAACUAGCGAGAUGCUAAUUGCUAACCCUCAGUCAAGCAGUUGGCAUUGGACUGGGCUCCCGACGGAAAGACUGGUUACAGAGAGCCAGCCCACUAUGGAUGACGUGGGUUGUGUACAGGGGUUGCAACCAAAUUAUUUUCAUUCCAUUUAACUGUUCCAACCAGCAAAAUAAAGUUAUGAACCGGUUCGAAUCCCAAAAAAAGUAUGUUUUAUAUAGGUCCUUUCUGUUCCUUUUUUAAACCUCAGAAUUUUAGAUUAUUUUUUACAUUUAGCUCGACAUUAACUGACUUCACCAAUGAAUGGAGCAGCUUGCUAUGGAGUGGGCAUGCUAUGUAUAUGCAUUGGACAGACAAGUGUUGUGUAGUGUACGAGAUGCGACUGAAAUUUUGCAGGUGAGAAGAGCGCUGGGCAUGAAGAGCUGGGCAUCUUGAAUUAGACCCACAGAAUUAUACCUACAGAGGAGCGGCUUCUAUGAAGGAACUUUGACUGUCUUUGAACUUCAAAGAGUUGGCUUGACUAACGUUGAACCAGAGCUAGCCCUUGAUCAUGACUCAUUUACAUUACAUUACACAUAAUUCCACCUAGACUAGCUAGCUAGCGAACAAGCUUGUGUGUGCAGAGCGGCACCAGAAAUACAUUUUUUUUUAAAUGCUUUUUGUAGUUGAUAAAUCCAAUGUAAAACCUGAUAACUAUCCUUAACUACCAUUGAACAAGUUAAUCCAUUGUUCUCUAAGAAAAAUGUCUGAAUCAUUUUCAUCUGGCAGGCAGGCAGACACUGGAAUGCGUUUCUGAGUGACAAAGCAAGGGCUUUGCAUAGGUGCUUUGUUGCAUUUUUUUGUGGGACUGGAGGGAAAAAAAUGCCCGGAAAGUAAAAGAACAUUAUUAACCAGUUCCCAUUCUUUUAAAAUAACGGUCCUAAUCCGGAACAGUAUAGAUCACUUUCGUUCUCGGUUCUGUUCCCUGAACUGGUUCCAACCCCUGGUUGUGUGUAUGUGUGUGUACUCUGAUACACACAAAGCGAUUAGGAGAUGAGCUGUCAAUGUCUGUGUUACGGUGCUCUUGUGCUGCGGCUGUGAAACUACUAUUAUUUUUCUAUACUGUGAAGAUUGGCUGUGAAUAGUGCUGAAAAGAUGAGCUACUAGUAUUUGUGUGCUUGCGUGUGUACAUGCAGUGCUGUACAUUAAACCGCGUUAUACUCCCACCAGGUGGAGAAAAAGUAGAGAAGCGUAUAAGAGAUGAAGCGAAGGAAGCUAGGGGAGAAAGUGUGGCUUUGAAGCAACCCUUAGGCACUCCUGUUGAUUUAAUAUGGUCAUUCCUUCACCUUGCCUGCCGAUGGGCUCGGUGGAAUUCAUACCAUAUUGCUGCUGGAGUUCUUUGGGAAUAGUUUCAAUUUGGCAUUCAGAAAGCUACGGAAGAAUGA
This is a messenger RNA of Salvelinus namaycush (lake trout), 3475 nucleotides long. Its product is annotated as frizzled-3-like. Bases 2 to 1879 code for a protein of 625 amino acids. Gene Ontology annotation, cellular component: plasma membrane. The record is from RefSeq and is a predicted model, not a curated record. Gene Ontology annotation, biological process: non-canonical Wnt signaling pathway; canonical Wnt signaling pathway. The transcript is spliced from 8 exons. Lineage: Eukaryota; Metazoa; Chordata; Actinopteri; Salmoniformes; Salmonidae. Gene Ontology annotation, molecular function: Wnt receptor activity; Wnt-protein binding.